Scaptodrosophila lebanonensis is the source of this 2570-nucleotide messenger RNA. Its product is annotated as auxilin-related protein 1. The transcript has 6 exons. NCBI's taxonomy places the organism in Eukaryota, Metazoa, Arthropoda, Insecta, Diptera, Drosophilidae. The record is from RefSeq and is a predicted model, not a curated record. The coding region runs from base 628 to 2469 and encodes 613 amino acids.
GAAUGUUGUGAGCGCACGUGGCGUAUGCGUAAUUCGCCAGCAUGGCGUAUGUUCAAGUGCUGAGCCUUGGCGAUGGCGCUGGUGUUGGCUCUGGCGAUGGCGAUGUCGACCCAAAACGUGCAAAAAUAAAAGUCAAUUAGUGAAAGCAUGAAAGCAAAUGUAACGAAAAAGAGACUGCAACAACGACACGAGUAAAGGAAAUAAGCAAUACACCAUCACCAUCAUAAUCACCAGCAUGCGAAGGAAAAAGAAAGCGAAAACAAAUGAAAUGCAAAGCACGCCAAUUAUCAAGUAAAGGCGCAACGCAAAAAAAGCGAAAAGCAAAAAUAAAAAAAUAAAGGCAUAGAGCGUACAAAUUGGCCAAGCAAAAUGUCCCGCAAAUGACUUACAAGUAUUCUGGUUGCGUGUGUGUGUCUGUUUGCAUGCUUACAUAAUGAGCAGGCAUUCAUUAGCUAAAGUGCAACUGUGCAAUAAACAUACAUACUAUACGUAACUUAAACUCAAUUGCAAACAAACGCAAAGCAAUAUUUUUAAACUCAACUAGACUUAACUCGUCAAGAAAAAACCAAAAAUAAGCGGAAAUAAGGAGUAGAGGAGCUCAACGCCGAGUGUGUGACGAAAAACGCCAUGCCCUUCGGACGCAAAUCACCGCUGGAGGCGCUCGCUCUGCCCGGCGUUAUGCUCGCCUAUAAGUACUCACAGUUCCGGCAAAGGCGGCGUGAAGCAGCCAGUAGACGUGUCACAGAGCGUGAGUUAUCUGCGCUACACCACAAAAUCGACAAGCUGCUAAGCAAGUUGGAGGAGAGUGAACCAGAUCCACCCACAUCGCAGGAGGAUGAAUGCGUUAUUUGUAUCAAUGCACGUGCCACCAUGCAGACCUCGCCCUGUGGCCACCGGGUCGUCUGCCGUCGCUGUUUCGUCAAAACCAUUCAGAGCGCAGUAGCACAGCGUCUGCUGCCCUUGCGCUGCGUCAUUUGUCGAGCGCGGGUCAAUCGACUGACCUCCUCGUCAGGCAGCUGGCGCAUACAGGAGUCGGCGAGCAGCUAUUCAAUGGGUGCCAAAAGCUGGGCUUCGGCCGGCGUUGCAGCUGGCGGUGUUGUUGCCUCUGCCAGCAGCUAUUCCAUGAACGAUGCCCACAGUGGUCAUCAUGCGUUUCAUCAGCCAACACUGCAUACAGCAGUUGGACGACAUUAUCCACGGGGAGCGCGGGCACGUGUUUCCCAAUCGGAUAGUCUCUAUUCCAUGAGCUCGACUGGGUCUGCUGGCUCAACGCUGUCAGGCUAUUCGCACGCCUCCGGCUACUCAAAGACGUCUUCCAUAUCGAGCAGUGGCCCGUGCUCGCCGGCUUCACCGCUUUCGCCGGCAGUUGCCAAUACAGUAACAGUGCUAAACAAUCAUCUGGCGCCUCCAUCACCCACUACACAUCAUCAGCUGCAGCAGUCAAACUUAUUGUCGCCCUUGGGCUCUGUAUCUGGUUCGGGUUCAGGUUCAUCUGCCAGUUCGCUAUCACCACGCGAUGGAGGGCAUCACUCACAUCAUGGCGGCUGUCCUAGUGGUUGUUCGGGAGCUGUGCCACGCAAGCCGCUACACACCCUUAGCAACUGCGCCUCCAGCUCGUCAUCCAGCGGUGGGUCCUGCAGCAGUGGCAGUGGUGGAAACGGCAGCAUGACGCCUGCUAUUGGCACCUAUCCAGGUCGACGCCAUGUAAAGAGUCGCCUUUUGGAUCUGCAAAAUAGACUGCCACCCAUAAAGGAGUUUCGCAGUCCAGCCAAAGUACCACAUCCCUCACCGGUGCACGUCAGCAAUCCACGUUUUCGCUACGCUUCAUACACAAAGACAAGCGCUCACGAACUGGCACCGCUGCUUCGUGAGCCGCCUUCACCACCUCGUCGCCCCAUGAACAUACAAGUUAGCUGCUCAGCACUUGCGCCGCCACCACUAAAAGCCGGUGGUGCCAAAAUUUGUCCUCUAACCUCUAAAAAUGCAUUGCCCAAGAAUGCAUAUCAAAUGCCGAAGGACAAGAAACCACAUACAGCUAGUGCCGCGCUCCCAAACAAGACACCAACUGUAAAUGGAAAAUUGGCCAGCAAAAGCGCCCCCUCGACUAGCAGCGGCUCCAAGAGCAGCUCCACAUCCCUCUCCACUGCCAGUGGAAGUCAAGCUACAAGUAGCAGCAAUGGCAGCAACGGCAAGCCACACAACAGCGCUUCCAGUCGCAGUUUUCCACUAUUCUCCAGCAAUAGCAGCAGCAGCAGCAACCAUAAGGAAAAAGCUGACAAUAAAAAGAACGAAUCCGUUGAGCGCAAGAAAAAAGAAGAGAAACUCAAGCUGAAGGCGGAAAAGGAAGCAAGGAAGGAGGAGAAGCGACUGGCGAAGGAGGAGGAGCGUCUAGCCAAGGAAGAGAAGAAACGUGGCAAGAAGGAGGCAAAAAAACUAUUAUUGGCAAAUGAUGGCAAUAAUAAAAAGUAAAGUUAAUAAUGUGCCCAUUUGGGAACAAAUUAUUAGCUACAAGUUAGUAUUAAGAGCAUCAUUAAAUAUCAAAUAUUUCAGAAACAUCCACAUCACUUAUU